AUGUUCUGCCUUAGGUUCACAAUGUCUGACAGAAAGGCUGUGAUCAAGAAUGCGGACAUGUCCGAGGACAUGCAGCAGGAUGCUGUAGACUGUGCUACACAGGCCAUGGAGAAGUACAACAUAGAAAAGGACAUUGCAGCAUAUAUAAAGAAGGAAUUUGACAAGAAAUACAACCCAACUUGGCACUGCAUUGUUGGCAGAAACUUUGGCAGCUAUGUAACACACGAGACAAAGCACUUCAUCUAUUUUUACUUGGGUCAGGUUGCAAUUCUGCUCUUCAAGUCUGGAUAGGAAGUAGGAGCAAGUGAAAUUUGGACUGUAAUGCACUGAUGGCUGAAGCCACGACUCCCUUUAACAUGGCUAUGCCGCUGCAUGGACUGUAUACUAUAUUUAAUGUGUAUAUGUUGCAGUAAAAAUCUACUUCUGUUUAGUUGCCUGGGAAGAAGGCGGCAUUUUUUUGUUACUGCUUUUUUUUGGUUGUAUUGCACUAGGAAACCUGUAAAUGCUUAAACAAUGGCCUUUACGUGGGAAGAAAUAAAACUAUUCCACAACAGCUCCCUCAGUGGUAACUCCUUCUUUGAGGAUGCGAAAACUUCUUUGGGCAGGCCAAAAGACCCUGACUUCCUUUCUGGGUUUUAUUAGACUGUUAAUCUUGUAAAGAGGAGCAAAGCCAGUGUGAGCCUCUGUCCCCACCCUGCAGACUGUCGAGAGCUGGCUCUCCCAGGGUCCUCAGGGCAGGUGCUUAGACCUUCCCUGAGAGCUGGUGGGGUGGCUCUUGGUUACGUGGCUUUCACACACGAGUUGAACUCCACCUUGGACUGUGAUAAACAGACUUGCAGCUGGCACCUUGGUGUUCUCUUUCAGUGUCCAUCACUGUAUUUUUGGCUCUGCUGAAACAUUGACCUAGACUUGUAAGCAGCUCAGCCUGGUCUAGAAGACUUCUGCACACACACAUCCCCGAGUUGCUGCAGAAAGCAGCAUCCUGUGGCUGAAGUCUUUAGACCGUUGAUGCUGAGAUCUAAAGCCACAUGGCCCAUCCCCGCAAUGGAGUAGGAUAUCAAAUUGGUGACUGCUGACAACAGCUCUAUUUGGCAUGUUCUUAGCCAGUUGUCUCAACACUGCCUUAACUUGAUGCUCUC
This is a messenger RNA of Chaetura pelagica (chimney swift), 1139 nucleotides long. RefSeq names its product dynein, light chain, LC8-type 2 (gene DYNLL2). The transcript has 2 exons. Gene Ontology annotation, molecular function: dynein light intermediate chain binding; dynein intermediate chain binding. The coding region runs from base 1 to 291 and encodes 96 amino acids. Gene Ontology annotation, biological process: microtubule-based process; cilium assembly. Gene Ontology annotation, cellular component: cytoplasmic dynein complex. Lineage: Eukaryota; Metazoa; Chordata; Aves; Apodiformes; Apodidae. The record is from RefSeq and is a predicted model, not a curated record.